AUGAUCAUGGCAUCUGCCUUUUACAGCCCAUCGUGUAAACCAAGUGCUCCUGGUACAUGCAAACCACCUACAGCUGCUGCUGCUGGCGGCGGCAAUGGUAUCCAUGCCGUAGCGAUUACUCGCAGCAACUGGAGGUGCAGGAAUAUGGCUACAGCGAGUGGUGGAGAGACGACUGUGGCCGCGGCCGGACGCCGGCGAGAGAAGAAGGACGUGGUCGAGGGGGAGGAGGAAUGGCGGAGCUACCUGGCGCCGGAGAGGCUGGAGGUGCUUCGCCAGCUGGAGCCGUGGGUGGAGGAGCACGUGCUACCGUUGCUCAUGCCGGUGGAGGCGUCGUGGCAGCCGUCCGACCUGCUGCCGGACCCGGCGGCUCUGGGCAGCGACGGCUUCCACGCCGCGUGCCUCGAGCUCCGCGCGGCGGCGGCGGAGGUGCCGGACGACCUCCUCGUCUGCCUCGUCGCCAACGCGGUCACGGAGGAGGCGCUGCCCACGUACCCGAGCGGGCUGAACCGCCUCGAGGUCGUGCGGGACGCCACGGGCGCUGACGCCACGGCGUGGGCGCGCUGGAUCCGCGGCUGGUCCGCCGAGGAGAACCGCCACGGCGACGUGCUCAACCGCUACAUGCACCUCUCGGGCCGCUUGGACAUGCGCGAGGUGGAGCGCACCGUGCAGCGCCUCAUCCGCGACGGGAUGGUGGUGCACGCGCCGGCGAGCCCGUUCCACGGCUUCGUCUACGUCGCCUUCCAGGAGCGCGCCACCGCCAUCGCGCACGGCAACACGGCGCGCCUCGUGGGCGCGCGCGGCGCCGGGGACGCCGCGCUCGCGCGCAUCUGCGGCACCGUCGCCGCCGACGAGAAGCGGCACGAGGCGGCGUACACCCGCGUCGUGGGUAAGCUCUUCGAUGCGGACCCGGACGCCGCCGUGCGCGCCAUGGCGUACAUGAUGCGGCGCCGGAUCGACAUGCCCACCGCCUUCAUCAACGACGGCCGCCACAGCGGCGGCGACUUCUACGCUCGCUUCAUCGCCAUCGCGCAGCAGGCCGGCACGUACACGGUUUCCGACUACCGCGGCAUCCUCGAGCACCUCAUACGGCAGUGGGGCGUCGAGGAACUUCAGGCGGGGCUCACCGGCGAGGGGAGGCGCGCGCGGGACUACCUGUGCGCGCUGCCGUACAAGAUUAAGAGGAUGGAAGAGAAGGCCCACGAUAGAGCAGUCAAAGCAGAGAAGAAACCCACACCCAUCCCCAUCAACUGGAUCUUCGAUAGGACCAUUCCUGUCAUCCUGCCUUAA
Molecule: messenger RNA, 1287 nt
Organism: Miscanthus lutarioriparius
Lineage: Eukaryota; Viridiplantae; Streptophyta; Magnoliopsida; Poales; Poaceae
Source: the annotation of a GenBank genome assembly